GUGUAAACAAUUUCUCUUGGCUAAGGCUCCCUAGCUCCCAGUAUUUCUCAAGUUUAUCCCAAUCUCAAGGGUCUUUUCUCUCAAGGGAAAAGAGUCUCCGACUUUUCUGUUCGGAUAAAGUGAAGAGAACUCUUAUCACAAUUCACUAUUCUGAGUUCCCAUUGGACAAAAUGUCAUUACCAGUCAUGUCUGUCUGGAAGGAUACCUCUGUUACCAUGGAGGAAGCCCAUGUUCUGUCAAAGUGAGUGUAUUUCAAUGUAUGAGUCAAUUACAAAAACGUGAUCAUUUCGGUAUAUAAAAAGGAAAUAAACAACCUUUACUUUCUUCGACAUCAUGUUCAACGCCCGAUAUGUUUGUAGUCUCAUUCUGACUAUAAAAAAUACAAUUUGUUGCGGGAUUUAAACUCGCUGUACUGAUGACAUUCUACCGGCAAAAGAGAAAUAAAGGGAGACUUAAACACACUAUUACAAGGUUUAUAGUUUUAUUAAUCGCGAAAAAGUAAGUUUUUCACUAACAUAGUUAUCUUAAACCCCCCCCCCCCCCCCACAUUCUUUUAUAAACUAUUGAAAGUAGCCUUGGGCUACGUGUGACAAAACGGGAUUUUAAUAUUUACAGCGUAAUUACACAUUUCAGAAUUACUUACAACACCAAAGACGACAUUGGGAUGAUUUUCAUACCUUUCAAAAACGAAUUACUAGAAACUCUUGCGAUUUUCGACUCGGCUCCUUUUCAUUUAGAGAGACGAAUUUCGCAGCUUUUCACGCCAUUGUUCUGUAAAUUAUUUCGCCUUUUAGUAAAAAUUUCCGCAGAACCCUGAAGAAACCUUCCCUCUUUUGAAUAGAUCGAUUUGUACACUUGAAAACAGCGCAAAUAUAUGACAUUUUAACAGGUGCACGGCACUUGUACGAAAUGUAGAACAACCAUCUUUGCGUGUCUGUUUUGACCACCACUUCAACUUUGGCAUAUCUAAUGUGGCGGAUGUGACGUCAUUUGCAACCCAAGAAUACUGUCUAGCUUGCGCGCGCGUACACUUUAUAUAUUCGGCGAUGCUUCGAAGCUCGCGCUAGAAACAAAAAGGAUCAUGGGAAUUUAUUGAUGGAUUAUUCCAAACAGCCUCUGGUGGUAUUUUAUAAUAUGUGACGUCACAUAAGAAACUACUCAGUUUCGUUUUGUAUGGGUGUGGUAAUUAAUAAUAUGUUAUUAAUUAGGGGAAACGUAUUUUUCAACUUUGGUGAAAGCUCGAAGAGAGCUCGAGGAUGAUUACGUACUGUCUGAUGUCAUAAUCAGCAUUCCCCCAAACUGAUCUAAACGUUCAUGAAAGCGAAACGAUAAACAAGUAUUCAUGGAGCGUACCAAGUUUUCAAAAUGAUAGAGUUUUUUAAGGACCACCCCGUUCUCACCGGGCUAGCAGUCUGCACAGCAGGAGCCGCAGCGUUCUGCUAUUGCAGAAGUAAAUCGAGUGUCGAGAGUGAUGGUCAAGGAAAAGAGACCAAAGAAGAAGUACCCGUCGCGGUACAAGACGCUGUCGAAGAUGUCUCCGCGUGUUUUCCAGCCGACCUUUUGCAAGCGGAGAAGUCUUCACAAUGUCGAGAAUUGCUUGUUUAUCAAGCCCGUUCUUGGGAGCUUUUGCUGCCCAGCUACAAGCAAGUGUUCCCGGAGCUCCACCCCCGGAACCUGCUUAAGAUCUUCAUCAAGCCACGACUGCUGAUGCCAAUUGUAGUCUUUCCCGUGGCUGCUCCAAGGCAAGCAAUCGUUGUCUUUGAGUGUCCCGCUCCCACCGUCGUGCUGGGGGAUAUCCUGUACCUGAUGUCAGCGGUUACCUUCGCCGCUCUUAUAUGCUUUGUUAUCAACUUCGUCAUGAAGAUGCAUAUCCAGUCGAAGGUCAAAUCCCUUCAGGGACGCCCUCUUGCCAGCAUCACCGAGGUGCACCAGAUCCAAGAGGAGACUGGUGCUUGUCCAUCUAUUGUGUCGACAGACCGCCAAGAGAGUGAUGCUCUCGUAACCACCGAGGUGAACGUCCAGCCGUCCUCAUCCGUAAAGUCGAUUGUGACUGCAUCCUCUACAGGACUCAAGGAGCUCCGCCCUUUUGACCUGCGUGCAUCAUGGGACACACAAAGCCUCGAGAGCCUAGCAGCUUGUGCAUCGCGCCAGGGGCGUCAGGUCACACUCCAUCCGCAUCUCAACAAAAAGUGGGAAAAUGGAAAUGGAACACCAUUUUUCUUAGAAAUUGUGUCACUAAAUACUUUGUGCCUCUUACAUCGACUGUUUUGUGUAGGGGAGUAUGGGGUGUUUCAGGAGCUCAUUGGAAAGUGAGAAUUAAUGAAGGCUAAGUAUGUUUCUUUUUUCAAUUUUCAUUAGCAGCAUAUACAACCAUAUUAAACAAUACAUGUUAUCUAUAUACCAUAAGUUACUCAUGUAUAACAAGAACUUUUUCACGCGAAAACAACCUAAAAAAUUGUGGUGUGUAUUAUACAUGAAACUUUUUGUUUGAGAGGUAAAAAACAUGCAUAAUAUAAUUAAAACAAUAGAAAGCUCUAGGGAAUUAACGCCCACAAAUAAGUUAGUCAAGUUAUUUAAACUCCACGGGGCAUUGUUUUGACAUAUACCAAAUCUAAAUCAAUGAAAAUGUCUGGAAUGUGCCGUGAAGGACAUAGGCAAGAAAGAAGUCUACUUGUUAUCAGGGAGCAUAUUAUAAAUAAGUGCAUAUAAUACAGGAGUAAAUACAGUACAUAUGAGAUUUUAUACAUUAUAUCAAGACAGAGAAGCUUUUCAUUUACAUCUAAAAACCACAAUUAUUUCUAUAAGAUGUAUGUACACUGUAAAGGUAUAAAUACUGCUUAUAAAGGUGGGACUGUAAAAAGUGUCUGCUCAACAGAGGUAUAUAAAUGACUAUAUAUUGCUAUAUAAAUGACUGGCAAAAAAUCAGGGUUUUAGACUUUCAGUCUGGCGGUUCCAUUAUACCUGUUUGUCUUCCACAAGUUUGGAAAGCAAGUAAACAAGAGGGUCUAGCUCACGGACACUGCAACAACAAAUAACAGACAUGUAUAGGAUCUUCCUUAUUCAUUUGUCUAAUUAAAUGACAUGUUAGCAAAAGCAAAGUAAACACAAAUCCUCACUUUUUAGAUUUAAGCUCGUCAUAUUUCUUGAGAAAUUCUCUUGGUGUAGUUGAACACUCAGCAAUCUUGCGCUUUGCUGUAUGAGCCGACACCUACAGUUAACAAAAAGACAAUUGGGUACAGUAGACACUUUAUAACAAACUUUAUCCCUGCGGUUGACAAAUAAACAAAGGGUAAACUGAACUAGAGAAACACUAGUUGGCAUGUCCCACAAUAUAUAUCCAGUGAAAUUGUAACAUACAUAUUUUAUCUAUUUAGUACAAAUAAAUACUACUGUAAUAA
Messenger RNA from Nematostella vectensis (starlet sea anemone), 3398 nucleotides. RefSeq lists its product as uncharacterized. The transcript has 6 exons. The record is from RefSeq and is a predicted model, not a curated record. Lineage: Eukaryota; Metazoa; Cnidaria; Anthozoa; Actiniaria; Edwardsiidae. The coding region runs from base 1366 to 2313 and encodes 315 amino acids.